CUCUUAUUUAGUUCCCUUUUCCUUUCUCAUUCUCUCUUAUUUCCUUCAAACAUAACAACAACGCCAAUCUUCACGUCGCCACUCGCCAAAAGCCCAAUCGCUUCGCAUUCGAUUAUUCUCCGAUCCCAAUCAAACAGAACCUUUUCGUCUCUCUCCCUUUCCGUUUUCUCAUUCCCCUCUCAAACGCCGCCGCCAGAACGCGCUUCGCAGGUUCUUCAACUGAUCGCCGUCCUGCGUCGCGAUGAAUAACGAUUUCGUUUGGCUGCCGUCGCUGUAUUCGGAUCCCGAGGUGUUCACCUAUUUGGAGCCAUUCGUGCUCCGCAAUUCUCUGAGCUUGCGCUUCAUGCAUUCGCUGGCAAACAAUCCCGGAAGUUUCGCGAUCGGAGAGGCCUUCGGACACGUGUCGCGGUUCGCCGGCGCGUUUGUGGUGUGGCUCUCACGCGCCUCGAGUUUCAAUGUCGCGUCUUCCCUGCGCGGUUCUCCUCCUCCUCUUCGGUUUGGUAGUGCGCAGGUUAAGGCCGUGGCGACGAAUGUGAGUCUGUUCGGGUUUCCGUUUCGAUCGAAGAGGAAAUCGUUUGCGUCUGUGAAGUUGGGUAAGAUAUCGAGUUUGGCGAUGAAGAUGAUUUGGAGUGAAACGAAGAGGCUUCGGUCGUUACCUAUUCUGUCGCUGGCUGCUGCGUUGGUUCCACCUUUUCAAAACUUGUCAUCGAAAGUUCUAGCCAGCCCAUUGCAGAGUCCUGAUAUGCAAAUGUAUGGAACCAUUGACCAAGUGCCCAAGGAGGUUGAAUGCCAAGGGUGUCCGUUCCUAUCGUAUCUUGAGUUGAACCAAGCAAAACCUGCAGUUGAGCCUAAAACUGGCAUUGAAUUUCCCUUGGUUCUAGACAGUAUAUUUGCUGGAGAGAAGGAUUUUGGCUUCAACUCUGAGGUCCUGGUUGGAACAGGAUCCAGAACCAUGAAAAUUGUUAAAAUCAAGUCACUGAAAGUCUAUGCUUUUGGAGUUUAUAUUCAUCCAUACUCCCUCUGUAAGAAAUUGGGGCCAAAAUAUGCAUCAAUUUCUGCUGAUGAACUGAAUAACCAGCAUGACUUCUACAGGGAUCUUCUCAGGGAGGAUAUCAACAUGACUGUUAGACUUGUUGUAAAUUGCAGGGGUAUGAAGAUUAACAGUGUGAGAGAUGCUUUUGAAAAAUCACUUCGAGCUCGAUUAGUAAAGACAAAUCCUUCCACGGACUUUCAUUGCCUAGAGACAUUUGGUUCGUACUUCGUAGAGAAUAUCUCAAUACCUUUGGGAACAGUAAUUGAGUUCAAACAAACAGUUGAUGGGCGUCUGAUCACUAAAAUUGGUGACAAUCAGAUAGGAAGUGUCCACAGCAAAGAUUUGUGCCGGGCUUUCUUUGACAUGUACAUUGGAGAUGUUCCUGUGAGCGAAGAAACUAAAAAAGAGAUCGGCACGAACAUAGCGAGUAUCAUUAGGAGGUGCUAAAAAGACUCGUUUUCUACCCAGUUGUUGUCCUACUUUUAGAAAGGACAUUUGGACAUGGGUAAAUGGCAUAUACCCUUAACUUAUAGUAGAAGCAGUGGUUUCUUGAAAUUGAUUUAAACCCGCUUUAAAAAGUCAUUUUGCAGGCAUUACUUCUCAAGCUUCGUCCUUCGAAUCAUAGAAUAGAAGUCUUUAGGAUAGCUUAAAUUGGAUUGUCACGGAAAAUUCUCUGUUCCAAUUGAUUUUAUCUUUAUAUUCAUCGUCUCGAUGCCCUUAUCCCACGUGUUAGAUGUACAGUCCUUAUAGAGAAUGAAAGGGAAAAAACGCUGAUAUAAUCUUUUAGCCCCUUUGCUCAAUCAAAUAAGUGAUGUCACCUUGCGUUCAACUAACAUUUCCCGUUGAUACAGAUGACUUAGCACAAGGUUGAUUUUAUGGCUAGAUAAUGUCUCUUGUAAUGUGUUAUUGUUAAGUUAUUAUUACGUUGUUGAGGUGUAAUAUUUGGAUUAUUGUGUUUUA
Molecule: messenger RNA, 1993 nt
Organism: Vigna unguiculata (cowpea)
Lineage: Eukaryota; Viridiplantae; Streptophyta; Magnoliopsida; Fabales; Fabaceae
Gene: FAP2
Product: Chalcone-flavanone isomerase family protein
Cellular component (GO): chloroplast stroma
Molecular function (GO): fatty acid binding; intramolecular lyase activity
Source: RefSeq, a predicted model, not a curated record